Cryptomeria japonica (Japanese cedar) is the source of this 3095-nucleotide messenger RNA. RefSeq names its product DNA mismatch repair protein MSH5. The transcript has 29 exons. Gene Ontology annotation, cellular component: nucleus. Gene Ontology annotation, biological process: chiasma assembly; mismatch repair. Gene Ontology annotation, molecular function: ATP-dependent DNA damage sensor activity; ATP binding; mismatched DNA binding. The record is from RefSeq and is a predicted model, not a curated record. The coding region runs from base 271 to 2439 and encodes 722 amino acids. Lineage: Eukaryota; Viridiplantae; Streptophyta; Pinopsida; Cupressales; Cupressaceae.
AUAAAACAGUUAAGAGUUGAGGACUUUACCUCUUAAUGAAACGGCAUUUUCCCGCCCUCAAGACUUUGGCCCCCUUGGUUUGCGUUUCCUUGUACAAGUGUUCAUCGUAGUUCAUGGGAAGAAACAAUAAUAGAAUAGAAGAAGAAGAAGAAGAAGAAGAAGACGUGAAACCUUCUAACAUUAGUGAGCAGCUUAACAAACGUGCUUUCUGAGCUCGGUGAGAUUCGAACUGGGGACCAGCGACUAGUUUAAUAUCGUAGCCAUUGGAAAAUGGAAGCUACAGGGGAGUUUGCUGAAGCUGAAGCUGAAUUUGAAUCUCAGGUAUACAUGGCAUGCAUUUUGCAAAACCACAGGAUUGGGAUUUCAUAUUAUGAUGCAAAUGAUCACAGACUUUAUGUCUUAGAAGCUUGGGAAGAUGAAUGUGGAGACUUCCCUGUUAUAGACCUUGUCAUAUAUCAGACAAGACCUCUUGUCAUUUAUACAAGUACGAAAGUGGAUGAAUUGUUCAUAUUUGCACUAAAAAAAAAUGAAAAAAAACAAGGUCAUGAAGUGAAGAUGGUAAAAAGUUCAAUUUUUAGUUAUGAACAUGCACGACACAGAUUGAUGUACCUUCAAGUUGUUGGAAUGGAUAAAGACUUAAAUGAUAAGGAGAGAAUUUGUUUUUUGAAUUCCAUGAUGAAUAUUGAAAGCGACAUGCAAAUUCGUGCUGCUGGGGGACUUCUUACUAUACUACAGCAGGAGAUGCUAGUGGACACUAUCGAGCAGAAAGAAUAUGACACUGCUCCGAUAAAAAUUGAUGGUGUUACAGAGAUCUCAUUAAACAAGUUUCUGAGAAUUGAUGCCCUGGGUUACGAUGCUUUACAAAUUUUUCAAGUUGAUAAACAUCCAAGCUGCAUGGGUAUUGGCAAAGCCAAGGAAGGGUUUUCACUAUUUGGGGUGUUUAAUAAGUGUGUCACAGUCAUGGGCCGGCGCCUUUUAAGGAUUUGGUUUCUGAGGCCUAUUCUAGAUCUGAAUAUUUUGAACGACCGUCUAAAUACUAUAUCACUGUUCUAUGGAUGCGAUGAAAUGAUGACGACUCUGCGUAACAGUUUGAAGUCUGUGAAAGAUAUUCCAUUUUUACUCAAGAAAUUUAGCUGCCCAAGUUCUAUUUCAACAUCUGAUGAUUGGACAACUCUAUCAAAGAGCAUAAGUUCAAUUUUACAUGUGAGGAAGAUUUUUGAAGUUGGAAUCUCAGAACGACAACAUGAGCAGGCAGGGAUAUUAAAUUUAAAUAUUGUAAAAAAGGCAUUUAUAUCUAUUACAAAUGAGCUUGUCUACAUCCAUGAACUGGUAAAUGAAGUCAUUAACUUGAACCAAAGUGAUGAGAAAAGACUUAGGAUGCUGAUUGCACCUGGAAUAUGCCAAGAGCUGGAUGAAUUGAGAGAGAUAUACAUUGCGUUGCCUGAAUUUCUUGAAAAGGUUUCAUCUAUAGAGAUAAAGCAUCUAUUACGUGAUUCCAAUGCUGUUCAAGGGUCUAUUGUCUAUAUACCUCAAAUUGGCUAUCUUAUGCGCUUUUUAGGAUUAAAACUCAGUGACAAAGAGUUAGAAAGCCUUCAAGAUUUUGAGUUUGUUUUUGCAGGCGGCGAGGAUCACCAAAAUGAGUUUUACUAUCGUACCAUGAAGACAAAAGAGUUGGAUUUUAUUCUUGGAGAUGUCUUCCAUAAAAUUCUAGACAUGGAAAGAGCUAUCGUAAGGGAUUUGGAGUUGCGUGUUCAACAUUUCUCUAUGCAUUUGCAUAUGGCAUCAAAUUUUGUUGGGGAGCUAGACUGCAUUCUAUCAUUGGCAUUAGUUGCGCGCCAGUACAAUUAUGUAAGGCCUGUACUUUCUGAGGACAGUACUCUCCAAAUAAAAAAUGGAAGGCAUGCUCUUCAAGAGAUGAUAGUGGAAACAUUUGUCCCUAAUGAUACGAUCAUUACAAAUGAAGGGCAGAUCAGUAUCAUCACUGGCCCAAAUUGUUCGGGAAAAAGCAUAUAUAUCAAACAGGUUGCCCUUAUAGUUUUCUUGUCGCAUAUUGGAAGCUUUGUGCCGGCAGAUUCUGCAAUAGUUGGUAUCACAGACAGGAUAUUUUUUGGAGUUGUCAACAAACAUACAAUUACUAGUGAGCAGUCGACAUUUAUGAUGGAUCUUCAUCAAGUUGGCAUUAUGCUAAGGCAUGCAACUUCAAGAUCUUUGUGUUUAAUUGAUGAAUUUGGGAAAGGAACACUAAAAGCAGAUGGGAUUGGGCUUUUGUGUGCCACUCUCAAGCAUUUUGCAGCUUACAAGUAUCCACCCAAGGACAUGGAGAAAGAAAUAAGGAGAUCACACAAGAAGCAUCCACUUACACAGAGACAUGAUCUGCAACAUCAACGACAUGAAGGGAGUCACAAGAGAAGGAAUUCCGAAGGAAAGAGACAACGGUGACAUCAGAAGUUCAUCAAUAUUUCAAAACUAAGAUUUAUACCUUGCACUUCCAUGAUCAAGGCAUUUGAGAAGACAAUUUCAGAAGAGUUAAUCAAAGUUAGAAUAUCAUCAUCAUCAUCGCUGAAGCUGAAUAAUGUUGAGUAUCGAGAUAUUCUUUCACGAUGAUUUAUCAAACCUACAAAGUGCGAGUUGAAGUGGCAUCCUAGUCAUCAUCACAGUCACUACUCACCAAUCCGGGAAGGUCUACCUCAACAUGUCUUGAUUCAAUGAACCUGACUCACCAGUGAUGGCACAAACUCCGAGGCACCUACCCUUGUUAUCUAUUGGUCAUGCCAAAGUGUUGUAAUCAUUGCAUUGGCCAGAAUUGAGUUUGUUGUAACAAAUCCUAAUUAGGGUUUUCAUUGUAAAAUCUUGGGCAUUGAUGGAGAUUCAAUCCUGGCCAUUCAUUGUAAAUAAGCUCUCUAUAAAAACUCAGACUCUUCAUUUGUAAAGGUUAAUAGUUAAUAGUUGGAGAAUAGUUAAUAGUGAGUAGAAUAGUGAAUAGAAUAUAAUAAUAGAUAGCUUAGAAGAAUAGCCAGAUUAGAAUGUAAGUUAGAGUAGGAGAAGGCAAAGAUUGUUGCCAAACUUUGUUGUAAAGAACAAUUGAUUUCAUUGAA